AUGCUUCUUUGCUCCGAUGAUGAUGACGAGGACGGAGACAAUUGGUCGCGCGGUGGAUCCGAGGGUAAACAUAGACAGGGUAGUACCUGUAGUGCAGGUACUGGUGGCAGAAGUAGGAGAUUGUUAAGUGUCCAACAGUCAAAAGUGCUCUAUAAGAUACUUGAAAAGACUCACUUCCCGUCAACCCAGUUACGCGAGCAAGUGGCAACGCAACUCAACGUUUCGCCGCGUAAAGUGCAAGUCUGGUUUCAAAACCGUCGCCAGGUCGGCAAGAAACGAAUGAUGGAAGCCGUGCAAAGCACGCUGCCCCCGCACCGCCCCUACUCGCACUCUCCGCACCCUGCUUCGAACGCUCCUUCAAUCACGCUAGAAAUGCUGCGAGAGCGUCUCAAAGCAACCGGCAAAGGUCGUUUCAACCCGGCCCUCGAAGACGAACGGACUCGGGCGUGGAGGAGACAUACGAUCAGGUUGGCCUUGAAUCCUGGUGCCGUCGAGGCUGAAGAGAAUCUUUUUGCUUUAGAGCGCCAUGUCCGCGAGGCGCCGAGGAAUAGAGCCAUCCAUGGUGUCGCAAGGGGAGUUAGGCAAGGCUUGCGCAUCAACGUCCCUCCUCCCACUCUGGGCGUAGGCGUCGGAGCAGGUAAAACGCCCCUAUAUACCGGUCCUGGUAGUGCCUCACACCUGGAAACACUAUCUAGGGCGGGAGGCGCCGCGUUGAUGACGCCUGCUCUGCCCGGCAAUAGUAUUGUUCCUCCCCCAGUAUCGAGUCAGAAAGAGUAUUUUUCGUUGUAUAACUCCAGGCGUUAUCCUUCACUCGCUCCACCACAAAGUGCUUCGACGGCAAUGUUUAGAGGUAGAAGUCAAACCCUCGCCUCACCUCUACCCCUUCCUCUCCCGCCCGACCACAGCGGAGAGGGCGGGAUGAGAGAGGUAAGGGGAAACUUGACCGUAGAAUGGCAUUUAAAACAACAACAGCUUCACUCGCGACCACCUCAGCUCUAUCGCUCCCACCCUGGGCCGAUCCGUGGUAUUCACUCACACCACCCAACACCAACCCCUGCUAGUGCUGCUGCUGGUGCUGGCUUACGCUACCGAUCGAGCACAGAUACUUUAUCCCAUUUACCACCCCUCCCAUCAACCCCAAGACCUCCUCGCGACGGAAACGCAGCGGGUGUCAGGUACAGUCCUUAUUCUCGCACACCUGAACUCCCUCCGCCUCCUCCUCCUCCUCCUCCUCCUCCUCAUCCCUCCAACCCCAACCGCGUCACAGGCGCGAGCCUUCAUCCACUCCCACCCUCCUUCUCACUCGGCGGUAGGGGUCGAAGUGUAAGCUCUCCACACCAAUUUCCCGAUCCUUUCCUCCCGACAUCCGCGACGAUAAGGGGAAAUGCUGCCCACCAUUCCCACUCGUCCUCAGCAGCAACCACUGCCACAACCGCAAGCCUAAGAUGGGCAGGCAGUGCACGCCUAGAUACACCAUCUACUGCCAGUCCAAGUCGCUCUCCACCCACCAGUCUCGUCCUAGCCAAGCACUCAGUCGAGCAUACAGAUCACGACACACCAAGCGACACUCAAAAACUUCACAUCCACACCGACACACAGUGCAAAACAUCGAGGGCCAAUGUGAUGGAUGUCGGAUCGCUCACCACUUGCAAUCUGGCCAACGUCGGUGCUAGCCGCAGUCGUAGUCCCCGAAAAAGGGAUAGGCAGGGUGAGAGCAAAGGGAGGAUUUCUGCUUUUAGCGCUUAA
This is a messenger RNA of Ustilago hordei, 1746 nucleotides long. RefSeq lists its product as uncharacterized. Gene Ontology annotation, molecular function: sequence-specific double-stranded DNA binding; DNA-binding transcription factor activity, RNA polymerase II-specific. The transcript has 2 exons. The record is from RefSeq and is a predicted model, not a curated record. Bases 1 to 1746 code for a protein of 581 amino acids. NCBI's taxonomy places the organism in Eukaryota, Fungi, Basidiomycota, Ustilaginomycetes, Ustilaginales, Ustilaginaceae. Gene Ontology annotation, biological process: regulation of transcription by RNA polymerase II. Gene Ontology annotation, cellular component: nucleus.